GGCGCUCACCAUUCGUUUCUGCUUGUGCCGCUUUCGGUGCAAGUGUUUGCUGCUUCGAAGUAAAUUUGAUUUACGUGCCUUUUGCUGUCGUGUCAACACGAUCAUGGUGAUUCAUUUUAGGCCUCGGCCUCACGUUAACCCACACGCCUGGGCGCACUUACUGUUUGAACUACUUAUUGGAGACGGCUCGUCUGCUGCUGCUGCCCUUCGUUUGUAUUGGCGCCCGGUGUCUUCGUAUUCACUCUGCACAGGAUUGGCUAUAAAUGAGGAUGGCGGACGACAUACCUUCAUCAUUUCAACUCACAGUGAAUGCAGGGGACAGCCUGCCAGGACUGGUACUGGUGGACCAGAUGGCGGAGCAGGCUGACAGCCCACCACUGCGACUAGUGCCUGUUGGAGGUGGCCAGUUUCUGCUGGCCAAGAUGGCUGGUCUGCCUCCUGAUGAGGAGAACAGCUUGUCUGGCAGCACCUCCGCGCAAGAUGACUUGGCAACACAACUGGCAGAGCUUCAGGCCGAGGUUCUGCAAAGGCUAGAGGGGAUCUCCAACAAGCUGAGUGCAGUUGAGACACGCUACUCCAAUCUUGGUGACAAGAUCCACAGUCUUACAGCAAUGCUACGUACACCGGCAUCUGCUGGAAGCUCUGCCAGCACGCCCUCAAGUGAGACGAGGACCGGUAUGCCUGUCUGUGUACCAUCACCAGCUGGUGGAACUGUGGAAGACUACCCAGAUGGUUCCUGGCUUGGGAAUCCCGCAGAUCCAGAUAUGCGAGUUCGUGUGCCAAUCUCACCUCAGGAUUUGGAGGUCCUCAACCGGACAUGCACCACCCCGGAAAAGAUGGCAUUAACACUACUUGACUUUCUUUUUGAUCGGGAGGUUCAGGCCAGCUCAAACAUUUCUGGCACUGGGCGUCAUGGAAAACGACAGCUGGACCCACUUCGCAUCUUUGCAAUAAAAUGUCAUCUUGUACACCACUUCACCAUCAAUGACUAUGACUGGCAUCGAAUCAAGCAGAAUAUGGACUCAAAAUGCCGUACAGCAUUCAGGCGCAAAAACAGGGGCAUGUCACUUUCAGUCAAGGCGUUUCGUGACAGAGGUGUAUACCCCACCACAGGCUCGAAUUCUUCACAUGCAGAGGACCCUGCUGAGCAGCUAGCACUUCUUUCCGAAGAUGCUUUGUGUGAUAUUGCCAGCUUACAGCCACAGAUUAUCCGCACCGAGCAUGGGGACAUCCAGGUUGUGCAGGCUACUGCUGAGCAGCUUGCAGAAAUGGAACGGAACCCCCAGAUCCACAUUCUUGCCAGCACAGAGGUUCUCAGUGCUGCAGACAUUGAGCAAGACGAGGUUGAAGAGGACCUAGAGCCAUGACACUGUUGAAUGAACAGUGGUCUGACAAAUGUUUCGUCAGUCCCGGUCUCAGGGAGGAGUGUACUGGUCCACAGGAACUUGCCUACUACUGCUAAGCUGCAACGUCGGGAGUCCGACAAGUCCAUCCAUGGCUCCACUCGUCCUGCCUGAGCAGUCUUGAGUGUUGAAAUCUUCACCUCCACCCAAAAGAAAGGAAGGCGUUAGUGUUCUAAGGACAGGUGGCCAAUCGUAUAACGUUUAUUCAGCAUGCCCAUUUUGCUCAGCAUUGUUGGUCUUUGUUUUUAUUGUUAAUUGUGUUCAUAGUUGGUACAGCAUCAACUGUCAGUGCUCCAUUUCAUGAAGAACCAAUGUAUGUAUGGUUAUGCUUGUUAAGUGCGUUGUAAAUAUGUGUAUAUAAAGAAUUAAAGCAAGCAUAUGUUA
This is a messenger RNA of Rhipicephalus sanguineus (brown dog tick), 1787 nucleotides long. RefSeq names its product protein BANP. The transcript is spliced from 10 exons. Gene Ontology annotation, biological process: negative regulation of protein catabolic process; protein localization to nucleus. The record is from RefSeq and is a predicted model, not a curated record. Gene Ontology annotation, molecular function: DNA binding. Bases 264 to 1367 code for a protein of 367 amino acids. NCBI's taxonomy places the organism in Eukaryota, Metazoa, Arthropoda, Arachnida, Ixodida, Ixodidae.